AGAACGAGAGGAAGUACACAAUCAAAACACGCAACUCAAUUACUUUCACUGCCCUGCAAAAUUUCUUCUUCUCAUCCAUCUCUUCAUUCAUCUGCUUCCUACAAAAUUCAAACAAACCAAACAUCAAGUGAGAAGCUGGGUUUUCUGAGAAAAUGAAGAUCUUCACUUUGCUGGUCUUCUGCAUUUUUCUAUCUUCAGGCGACAGUACCAGUACUUUCUCCUACGACCAUUCAGCAACCGCAGAGUGCUUGAAAGAGCUGGAGAGAGUUCAAUACAAAGGAGGAAUAGUGUAUAAUCCUGAAUUCAAUUAUGGGUUAGAAGGUUGGACAGAGUCUGGAGGAGGGGCAAAAAGAGAAGUCAGAUCAAAAGGAGGCAACAAGUUCAUUGUGCUGCAUGAUAGAACAAAAUCAUUUGACAGUUUAUUGCACAAUGUUCAACUUCAGAAAAGCAAUAUCUAUAGUUUUAGCGCUUGGGUUCAAACCAAUAAAGGAACCGAGACUAUUGCUGUUGUAUUUAGAACUCCUUCUGGAGGAGAGAUUAUUGGUGGAAGAAUCGAGGCUAAACAUGGAUGUUGGUCUUUGCUAAAAGGCGGAAUGGUUGCGAAUUUCUCAGGGUCUGUUGAUGUUCUUCUGAAGACAAAACAUAAAGCAGUGGAUAUAUGGGUGGACAAUGUGUCACUACAGCCUUUCACCCCACAACAAUGGAGAUCCAACCAAGAGAAAAUCAUUGACAAGAUUCGGAAGAGCAAAGUAAGAUUUCGUGUAAGUACUGUGAAUGGAACGAUAGUAGAAGGUGCUGAAAUCUCAAUCAACCAAGUGAAGUCAGAUUUCCCGUUCGGGUGUGGGAUGAACUAUCAUAUCCUCACAAGCCAAGACUAUCGAGACUGGUUUUCGUCAAGAUUUAGAUUCUCCUCUUUCACGAACGAAAUGAAAUGGUAUAGCACUGAGAAAAAACCGGGGGAAGAGAACUACACAAUCCCUGAUGCCAUGAUGAGUUUCUGUAGAGAAAAUGACAUAUUUGUGAGAGGUCACAACAUACUGUGGGACAAUCCCAAAAUGCAGCCUAGUUGGGUCAAAAACCUUCCUUCUGAUGAACUUCUUGUGGCAGCAAUUAGAAGAACAAACUCUGUUGUUUCAAGAUAUAAAGGACAAUUAAUCUGCUGGGAUGUGAUGAAUGAGAAUUUGCAUUUCAGAUUCUACGAAGACAAACUUGGCGAAAAUGCUUCUGCAAUUUUUUACUCGUUGGCUUACGGUCUUGAUUCAUAUACCUCCAUGUUUAUGAACGAGUAUAAUACGAUCGAGUUGGGUAAGGACGCUUCUUCAACUCCUAUCAAAUACAAGGAGAAGAUCCAGCAACUUCUGUCAUAUCCAGAAGUUAAAGGCAUGUUAGCAGGAAUAGGAUUGCAGGGCCAUUUCAAUGAUGAACAACCAAACAUUCCCUACAUAAGGACUGCUUUAGACAUUCUGGGCACCACAGGAGUUCCUAUAUGGCUUACAGAAGUGGAUGUUGAGAAAAACCCAAAUCAGGCAGAAUAUCUAGAAGAGAUAUUGAGAGAAGCAUACUCACAUCCUGCAGUAGAAGGGAUAAUCAUAUUUGGAGGACCAAUAGUAGCUGGGUUUAGUAACAUGACAUUAGCAGAUGAAAAUUUCAUGAACACACCAACUGGGGAUGUAGUUGACCAGCUGAUCAAAGAGUGGAGGACUGAAAAUCAAACAGCACUGGCUGAUAAUCAAGGGUUCUGUGAGAUUAAUCUCUUUCAUGGAGAUUAUAAGGUGACUGUGAAACAUCCAUUGACCAAUAUUUCUAGUGCUUUUGAUUUGAGGGUCACCAAGCAGAUUCCUAGACAAUCCGUCAAUAUUCAGAUUGGAAACAUAUAGAUAUAUAUUAAUAUCCUCUCCAUCAUUUUGAUGUUGCACUAGAUUAUUGAAAGAGGUUAAUGAAAUAUUCCUGAAGUACAACCUA
Carica papaya (papaya) is the source of this 1962-nucleotide messenger RNA. Its product is annotated as endo-1,4-beta-xylanase 5-like. NCBI's taxonomy places the organism in Eukaryota, Viridiplantae, Streptophyta, Magnoliopsida, Brassicales, Caricaceae. Gene Ontology annotation, biological process: carbohydrate metabolic process. The record is from RefSeq and is a predicted model, not a curated record. Gene Ontology annotation, molecular function: hydrolase activity, hydrolyzing O-glycosyl compounds.